UUCUUGGUCCUCUCUUCCUCAGGUAUGGCGUUAACAGUGGAUGUGGUGGGGCCAGCGCCCUGGGGCUUCCGCAUUACCGGAGGCAGGGAUUUCCACACACCCAUCAGGGUGACCAAGGUGACUGAACGGGGCAAGGCUGAAGCUGCUGACCUCCGACCUGGCGAUAUUAUCGUGGCCAUUAAUGGGGAGAGUGCGGAGGGCAUGCUUCACACUGAGGCCCAGAGCAAGAUCCGCCAGAGCCCCUCGCCCCUGCGACUGCAACUGGACCGGUCCCAGGCUGUCUCUCCCAGGCAGAGCAAUGGGGAAAGCUCCUUGGAACUGCUGGCCACUCGCUUCCAGGGCUCUGUGAGAACUGAUAGUCAGUCCUCCCUGCGCUCCUCCCGUUCCAGCCCGGCCUCCCUGGGUUCCAGGCCUGGCAGCCCCUUCUCCACUCUGCCCUCCGCUAGCUCAUAUACCCCUGCAGGAGAGGCAGUGGUCAACCGUAGUUUCCAGAGCCUGGCAUGCUCCCCAGGACUCUCUGCAGACCGCUUGUCCUAUGGGGUCCACCCUGGAAGCCGACAGGCUGGCCUCAGCCAUGCGGGCGAUUCGCCUGUGCUGGUGCUGCCACAUCAUUCUCCCGGCUUCCGGUCCUCCAGCCCCAGUGUAGAAUCAGAAGGGGGAAGCCACCUUCUGGAAGAGGACUCCGAAGUCUUCAAGAUGCUGCAGGAAAAUCGUGAGGGGCGGGUGGCCCCCCGGCAGUCCAGCUCCUUCCGGUUAUUGCAGGAAGCCUUGGAAGCUGAAGAGAGAGGUGGCACGCCUGCCUUCCUGCCCAGCUCACUGAGCCCCCAGGCCUCCCUGUCCACUGGCAGAGCCCUGUCCACUUCUCCAAAGCUACACACAUGUGAGAAGUGCAACACCAGUAUCGCGAAUCAAGCUGUGCGUAUCCAGGAGGGUCGGUACCGCCACCCAGGCUGUUACGCCUGUGCAGACUGCGGCCUGAACCUGAAGAUGCGCGGGCACUUUUGGGUAAAGGAUGAGCUGUACUGUGAGAAGCAUGCCCGCCAGCGAUACUCGGCACCCUCCACUCUCAGCUCCCAGGCUUGA
Molecule: messenger RNA, 1083 nt
Organism: Chrysochloris asiatica (Cape golden mole)
Lineage: Eukaryota; Metazoa; Chordata; Mammalia; Afrosoricida; Chrysochloridae
Gene: PDLIM2
Product: PDZ and LIM domain 2 (mystique)
Exons: 9
Coding region: 25-1083 (352 amino acids)
Biological process (GO): actin cytoskeleton organization; heart development; muscle structure development
Cellular component (GO): adherens junction; filamentous actin; Z disc
Molecular function (GO): muscle alpha-actinin binding; actin binding
Source: RefSeq, a predicted model, not a curated record